AAAUGGAUGUUUUAAAUGAGCUAUACCGGAUGAUACAGUAUCCAAAGUUAAGUUUGUAUUUAGUGUAAGAUAAGGUACACUUGUUUGGUCUGAUAAACAGCUCUGUUUUACAGAAAUUUUGGGAGAACGUGUAAUUAAGUAAACGUGUGUGUGUGUGUGUGGACAGGGGAAGUUUGGGAGUUGAGUGGGUGUAAAAAGGCUUAAUCCCCUCUAGCAGAGAGAGAGAGAGAGACAGACAGGGAGAGAGUGUGUGUGAGAGUAAGUCACAGAGAGAGAGAGAGAGAGAGAGAGAGAGAGAGAGAGAGAGAGAGAGAGAGAGAUCAUAGUUAGCUCCUCCAGUGUAGUAGUAGAUUCUCUCUCUCUCUGGUCAGCAUGGCUGCUGUGUUGUGGUCGCUGCCCCUGGCUCUGCUGCUGCUGCUGCUGGGUUCUCCUCCUCGGUGCUCCGCGGUGUAUGACGGUCCUCUCCAGGCGGAGAUCUCCAACGGGACCUUCCACCACUUCUUCGUGCCGGACGGAGACUACGAGGAGACGGAGGACCCGGAGAAGUGCCAGAUGCUGUUUAAGUGGCUGGACCGGAGACCGUGCGGCGAGGAGGAGGACCGGGACACGGCGGUCCGCCACGACUUCAUCCUCCUGAAGCAGCAAGUGGAGGACUCGGCCCGCGUGCUGGAGAGCCUGGGCAGGACCAUCUCCCACGACCUGGACGGAGAGGACACGUACGGGACGUACCUGCGGAAGGAGCUGGACCAGAUCUCGGAGGCGUUCUCCGGCGUGGAGAAGUCUCUGCUGGAGCUGGAGGUGAAGUUCAAGCAGGGCGAGGACGCCGAGCACAGAGAGGAGCAGGAGUUCACCAAGAACUUCGUGAGCCCGGUGAACAGCGUCAGACAGACCCUGCAGGACACCCAGCUCAUCUCCACCGGUCUCAGGGACAAGCACGAGCUCAUCUCGCUCAUCGUCCGCAGCCACGGCACGAGACUGAGCCGCCUCAAACACGAGUACCUCAACCUUUAACCUCCACCACUGUCUUCACCAGCUCAGACCUUCAGCUGAGACCUCUGAGAGACCUUACACCUGGAUAAAGAGUCUUCUGUGGAAAACUGACUGAAGCUGGUUCAGCUGGUUGACCAGCUUAGAUUUAGACUAAUAUUGGGUAUGUUUUCAUUUGGUUUAAUGGUUUAGCUGGUCUGGACUUAAAAAGACCUAACUUGUCCAUAAGUAUGACCAGCAAGACCACUCCUGAUGAUCAUCAGCAUGAUCAAAAUCAAAUGGAGCAUACAUUUAGCUGCCAAGACCUGUGUAACUAUCUAUCUUACCAGUAAAAGUGUGUUUUACCUGGAUUAUCAGCUUUUUAACCACCUUGACCAUCAAAUAUUAGCUUAUACCAUCCAAAAACAGCUACCAGAAAUAGCUGGUUGACCAGCAUGAACAGCAUAACCACCCUGCUAAAAUAUCCAGUUUAAGACCGUCCAAAGAAAACAUACCCUAUGCUUGUCAAGAGCUAGUAAGGAGCUAAACUACCAGCAUAGAGUACAUUUUCUCUGGAUAAUCAGCUGGUCCUGAGCUGGAAUUGUUACCAGGGCAGCAACACCUAGCUGGUCCACAAGCAUGACCAGCAAGACCACUCUGGAUGACCACCAACAAGCCCAAAAUCUCUAAAUGCAGCAUACACUAUGCUGGUCAAAAGCUACGUGACAAGCUAUCUUACCAGUAAAGGGUAUUUUUUCACGUGGAUUACCAGCUUUUCUACCACCUUAACCAUCAAACUCCAGCAAAAGCUGGUCUUGAACUGGAUUUUUCAGCAAAGUAGUGAGUAGCUACCAAAACACUGUCCAAGAUCAGCUCUAGAAGACUUCUCCUGGACACAGAUGGACCAAGUACUGUGUAAAAAAGCUAUGCAGUUGUAUGCAGGUCAUAUGCAAAAGUUCAGGCACUUCUGUUAAAAUAUAAGGUUAUAUGAAUGAGUGAGAACAAGUUACAAGAGCCGCCAAAUCUAAAUAUGAAAUUUGUUCUGUUUCAAUUUUUUUGUCAUUUUGGAGAAUUUUAAUGGUCCUUUAUCAUAGUAGGGGUAAAUAAUGAUGCAUAACAGAGAAAGCUUUUUAUAUACAUUUGUAAGGAAGCAAAAUGUGUAGAAGUGUGUAACUUAUUUUUACUAAACAAAAUGUAAGUUGACCAGAGUUGCCCACAUUUUGCGAACACCGGCAUUUCAUUAAUAACGGACUUGAAAAAUGCUACUUUUUGUUUCUUUUGAAAAUCAUAUAUGGAGUACAGAAGCUACUACAUUAAGGGCAUCAUAAGGCUGGUCCUGCAGUCAGUGUAAACUGUUGCUACUGUCCUUUUUAUUAUUAUUAUUAUUGUUAUUUUUUGUCUCUGACUGAGGUAGAACAAAGUUUUGAAUACUUUUAAUAAGUUUGUGAAUUCCUAUACUACAGCAUCUUUGUAUGUUUUAAUUUGGUCUAAUUUGUUAUGUCCCAGAUGACUUAACUGUACUCUUUAAAAAAUAAGAUUGCCAUUUCCAAAUUCAUAUCCAUGGUGUAUUUAUUUAAUCCAAUAAGAUUAGUAAGGAUUUGGUUCCCAGAUCGCUUAUUUAUGAGUCAGAGGAGGAGCUGAAGCUGAGCAGUGUUCAGGAGGUUGGUUCAGAGAAGGCAUUUCCUGUGCCAGGGAACAGUAGGUCUCUUUCCUCUUCUCCAAACCGCCAUGUGGAGGAAUAAUCACGCUCCAUGCAUUGGUAUGUAAAGAAAACGACCCAUUCUUCCCUUUUCCAACCUCACGAGAGCCUCAGGAGAUUCCUCUAGCAGACAUCUCUCCUGUGAGAUUGUUAAACCUAUCCUGUGUACCUAAUCAUUAAACAUAACAUGCACUGUUCCAUUUCACCAGACUCUUAAAGAGGACUUCAGAGAUUAAGAUGUGAGCAAAGUUGUUACAGUGGUUUCACAAUGUGGAAUGCUUUAUUCUAGAUAAAAGUAACCAUGUCAAAAUUGUUUACAGUGGUGGUGGUGAUAUGAAACAGACGUCUGAAGAGUUUUAAUGCCUUUAAAGGUCGACUGUCAGAUUUAACACUAUUAUAGUUUGUAAUAAUUAUUGUAUGAUUAGUUGAUUAAUCUAAUGAUAUAAGAUAUACAAGAUACGAUAAGAGAUCAGAUGUAAAAUGGUUUAAUAAGCUGAUAAUUGUAAAUAUAACAAUGUGGAUUAAGAACAACAAUGCAAGAGCUUCCAAAACAGACAUGAGAGGACCUAAAUUAUAAACCUCAUGCAGAAACAAUGCCAACAGCUAGGCUUAAACAGAUAUAUAAGGCAAAAAAAACAGGUAAAGGUGAUCAGCAGGAGCAGGAGAACAGUCUUUGAUUCGUAAAGAUAGAUGACAUCAUGAGGGGUGGAAUAUGGAAAAUUUAGUGGAGGCAGAAUGUGUGACAACAAAGACAGCAAAAAAUAUUCUGCAACAAAAAUACCUCAGUGAUAAACAGCAACCAUUUACCUGAAGUGGAGUUAAACUUUAUCGUAACAAUGAUUUACAGUCUGUAGCAACAGCCUUUUAGGUUACAUUUUCUCACUCGUACAUGACCAGUAAAGUAAACAGAGCAAUAUAAAAUGGCAAAACAACAAUGUUAGAAAAUACAUAGGUCAAAGUUACAUUAUCCUAACAACAGUGAUCCAGAAAUGACUUUUAACAUGGGGAUUCGUUUCUCAGGAGGUCCUGGAGUAAUUUUCUCUUUUAUGGGGGUCCUCUGAGAUCUAAUUCCCAUCUGGAACGACCAUGCAUGCGUUUUUCUGAGGUCCUCUGAGAAAAUUACAGUCUAAGUUACCUACUGUUUUUCAAGGAACUCUGUGGUCCUCCGGUCUUGUCCGGACGCACAUCUCUGACUUUAAUCACCUUGCGUUUAACAAAAUAACUAUUUGUCCGCUGCCAGGCACCGUAACUACACUUUGGGCACGCGUUUUCACGGAGAUCCACGUGAACACAACAGCGAGUGGAAAAGGAGGAGCUUCUAAACGUGAUGUCAUGUGACCGAGAAAGCCAAAAAACUCCUGUCCUCCUGUUUUUUUCAAUUGCACUCCUGAUGCAAGAGUUUUAUCACUGAGUAAAGGGUGUAAAAUAUAUUUUAAACAGACGUCCCUAAACAUUCCUGUCUGGAUAGGGCUUAUGCUGGUAGGUUAGCACAUUAACUAGCUCUUGACCAGCAUAGAGUAUGUUUUUCUGGAUGACCAGUUGGUAUUUAGCUGGAUGUUUUAGCAGGGUGUGCUUCAUGUUCUGGUGUAUAACUGUUGUUGAGCAGUUCACUCUCCAUGCCUGCCAAACUUUACACUUCUAUACUUGAUUUACCACCUUAAUAAAUUCACUUGUAAUAUUGUUACACUAUUCAGUGUGGUGGUUUGAAGUUUGGGAUGCAUCCCAUUUUCAGUGGCACUUUGCAACGAUCAACACACAUUAUAAAGAUUGAUAUGCAAUAUUUCUGUUAUCGUUGAUGUUAAUUAUGUUCACGACUCAUCCCACCCUUAGUCAUAGACAAAAUGGCUAGCUAUUAUCUUACUGCAGACAUCAUUCAACUUCUGCUUUCAAUCACCACCAAUGUUAAAAAAUUGGCAAGUUCCUCUGCAAUUCACAUCAAACAGCUCUGAAUUACUUCAUUUUACAUCUCAACUACGACAUUAUGCAGAAAUGUAGAAGAAAAAGAGUUAAAUUAUCUUUUAAGUGUUCACUGGAACAUUUGAGCGUUUGAGGCUGUAGUAUCAUUUCAGCCACUAAGCACAAUAAUAAUAACGUGCAUAUGCCUACUCAUAUUCCCUCAGGGGAAGAACGCAGCCUUUCCUGUUAAUCUAUCCUCCGAGGUUGAGUCUGGAAGCUUGGAAGCAGUAGGAGAGUGAAUUUGCUAACUGCCUAAUGUUAGCAGAUCUGGCUCCUAUUCAGCAGGCGGCUUGAGUACGUCCAUCUGGAUCCAGUUUCGGGUUGUUCAGCGGAAACAAAAAAAAAGAAAAGAAAUAUGUUUGGGUUCAUUGCUUUCAGCAUCAAAGGUGCCUCUUGCAUGCCUUUCAAAUUUGAAUCUACGGGAGCGAGAAGUGGCCAAGCCAAACUGAUGUGUUGAUUUUGGUAGACGUGGGAAACUCACACGCUCUGUAGUAGGAUAUGCAGUGUGGCCUCAUCAUUCUGUCUGUAAUUUAACAGCCAGAUUAAGUCAAAGUGUGUUGGCAUAUUAGCUGCUCAGACUUGGUAAUUAAGGCUGUGUGCCAGUCGUAUAAUACACACCAGGAGUAUUACCGUAGGUUUAAACUAAAUGAUAAUCUUCAUAGUGGGAUCUGACAGGUUAGUACACAAAAUAUUAAUGACCAACCUGUGUUGUACUAACACUGAAGUGUUGGUGCUACAUAUACAUGCAUGCUGCAUUGUCCAAAAUGUUUUUUUCUAAUACUGUCUCUGUGUCUUAGCUAGUAGUUGAAGGUAGGGAGUUGCUGAAUGAUGUCCGAAUCAAAUGUUGUAUAAAAUGCUGCUUGCUAAA
This is a messenger RNA of Astyanax mexicanus (Mexican tetra), 5489 nucleotides long. It is a transcript of the gene fibina, whose product is annotated as fin bud initiation factor a. Lineage: Eukaryota; Metazoa; Chordata; Actinopteri; Characiformes; Acestrorhamphidae. The record is from RefSeq and is a predicted model, not a curated record. Bases 373 to 1011 code for a protein of 212 amino acids. The transcript has a single exon.